Messenger RNA from Sphaeroforma arctica JP610, 553 nucleotides. RefSeq lists its product as hypothetical. The annotation marks the transcript as partial. The transcript has a single exon. The record is from RefSeq and is a predicted model, not a curated record. Lineage: Eukaryota; Ichthyosporea; Ichthyophonida.
CGAACUACAACACUGGCCGAAAUCAAAAGGGAAAUAACAAAUAGAUCUGUUGCUAUAUUUGAGGCAAGGUCUAGUCUGGAGAAACACUUGACGGACAAGGCGACAGUUGCGACGGAACAAUCGACAGAAUCUGGUGAGUCUACGGAAUCAUGUACGCCUAAUACGCCUACAGGUGAAGGAAACAAACGUAAAGCCGAUCAAAUCCAAAGCAGUGUAUUGCAAUCAGGUGAAUUGCUGGAUACAGUUGAUCUUUUAACACUAUCCCCCGUCAGUAAACGACGUCGAAACCUAGCGCAAUUGAGGCAGGCAGCGAUGGGCGAAAAGGUGUGUAUUAGCCGGGCCUCCACAUUAGACUCAAAUGUUAUAAACGUACUCUUAAGCAGUACGUAAAUUAUAAACGUACUCUUAAUAGUGCGAGGAACUUAAGUUUCCUAAAUGGGUCUUAAUGGUUUUAUUAAUUAAUACCUUUGUAUAGAAAUUUAGUGGUUAAAAUUAUAUCUAUUGACCAACAGCUUCGUAUCGUGUAAAUAUCAAGGUAAAUAAACGAAAUGAG